CACAUCAAACUACUUUAUUACAUUGAAUAUUUUUCGAGCAAGGAGCAAGGAGGAAGCAUGGCAUUUGAUUUAGGAGGAUUGAAUGCAAGCCAGCUUCAGUCAGCAUCAAGUGUUUUAUCUUCAGAUGCAUCUAAAUAUGAAAACAGGGAAGAACUUGAAUUUGAAUGGGCUAAAAAAGCUUAUCACCAUGCUGAAACAUAUUUUAAUUUGAUCAGCUCUGUAAAUCCAGCGAUAUUGAAACUAACAAAAAUAGACACAGACAUUUAUACACAUUUUCGUGAUGAGUUUCCAGAUUUUAAAAUUGAUGUUAUUAAUAUUGAGGAAAUGAAAUCAGCAGAAGGAAAAGAGAAAUGGCGCUCAUUUUGUGAGAUUUACAAAGAAAAGGUUGAAGAUUAUAACAUGGGAUCAUUACUUAGAACUGAUUGUACACAAGAUUAUUCUGAAGAAAAUUCAUUUUUAGUUGUAAGGAUACAGUUUUUAGCAGUUGAAAUAGCCAGAAAUCGUGAAGGACUGAACUCUAAUUUAAGACAUAAAAAAGAAACAUCAUGACACAGCCUGUUGUUGUGAGGACUAUGUGUAAUAAGGACAGAAAGACUCUUUGAUUGCCCUAAAACUUCUUUCAGUUGAAGCUACCUGUGUUUUAGAUCAAAUACUAAAGGAGAUAUAUAUCUUUAUAAAUGGUACACAUCACCCUUAUUGUAUAAAAUAGUGCAGAUUAGUAAAAGAUACAGAUCACUUGAUUCAAAGUGUUCAGUGAAGAUUUGAAUCAUUGGGUAAAAUUAAUAUGCCUUUCUGAUUUAAGGUAGCACAAUACAAAGAUUUUAUACCUCCAACUCCCCAGUUUUAAAAUGCUGUAACUUUCUUUAUAAUGCUUGAAAAUUUAUAAAAGUGGUAUUUAUGGAUAGCUAACAGAUUACUCUUUCAAAUUAAUGCAAUGUUAGUAUUAUACAACUAUUAUGUAAUUAAUUAUAAUUUUAACUGUGUCUAAAAAAAUUUACAAGAAUUUUCCACUUUCAAUUGAAAUUAGCUUCUUCAUGGAUACCCCGAGAGGGUUGAUUUUAUAAUAUGUUGUCCUAGAGCCAUUAUCUACAAAAGGGUGUCUCAGAUUUUGGAUAGAAUGUAUAGAUCAAAUUUUACACCUAAUCAAAUAAUCUCUACUUUUAUGUGGUAAGGAUGUUUACACUAAUUACAGAUUUAUGAGAAAAUGGAAUACGAUAGCGAUAAUUUGAGACACCCUUUUAUAGCUCCUGCUGUGUUGAUUAAGAUAACGUUAAAAUUUCUUGUGUAGUUAUAGAGAUGUCAGAGCUAAAUUCAUUCAAGUGAACUGACCAAGAUUUUGCCAUUAAUUGCAUAAUAAUUGAUUACUUAAUGAUUGCAUAACAAAAAUAUUGCAUUCAUUUAAAAGAUUAAUCUUUUAUCUAUCUAUAUAUACCUCUUUUAUUAAUUUGUUUGCAGUCAUAAGAAAGUACCAUCAUUUUAAAGGUUGGAGAUUGGAAGUAAAAAAAUCUUUGUAUUGUGCUACCUUAAUAAAGUUACAAUUUGACUGUUUUAAUACAGAUUUUGGGCUUUUGAUGUAAUUAUUUGUUGAUUUCUGAAUAUAUUACUGCCGUAUGCUUUAUAUGAAAAAUGUGAAGUAAAAUUUCUUGUUAUUUCUCCAUAUGCUUUUAUGCCCUGCUACAUAUGUGUCUGGAACACAUUGUAUAUCAGCCAAUAUGUUAUUGAGUUGUUUCUGAAAUUUCUAUAAUAUUUUAUGAAGUGUUUAACUAUGUUUAUUGUCUUGUAUAUACAUUAUAGUUCUAUAUCAUUUAAGCCAUCAUGACAUACACUUCAAAUUUGAAAUUAUUGUAAAAUUUAUGGUUAAAAUUUUGUGAUUAAUUUCUAAGCAGACAAUAAAGAUACAUUGUGUAAACCAAUAUUAUGUCAUAAUAGGCCUUAAUUGGAAAGAUAAAUCUGUGGAUGUACUGUAGCAAAUGUUUCAAAACUUUGCAUACUGUACAUGCAGAAAUUAUUGCAAUUUUUUUAAAGUACAAAAAUGUGAGGUUUCUAUUUGUGAUUUCAGGAUAAUCUGCAUACAGUUAUAUGUAUUGGAUAUCAGAAUGUAACUUCCUCUUAUCGCAAUACUCACCCAGUCAAAAUAUUUGCAUCAAUAAAACAGAAACUCUAUUUCAUAAUUUCAAGUUAACAUUUCUAUGGUUUAUGGUUUUUAUGUUAGUUGUUUUUGUGCCUUGUACUGAUAUUUUUAAAUAAGCCAAUUGCUACCGAU
This is a messenger RNA of Mytilus californianus (California mussel), 2263 nucleotides long. Its product is annotated as protein PBDC1-like. The record is from RefSeq and is a predicted model, not a curated record. NCBI's taxonomy places the organism in Eukaryota, Metazoa, Mollusca, Bivalvia, Mytilida, Mytilidae. Gene Ontology annotation, cellular component: cytoplasm. The coding region runs from base 58 to 549 and encodes 163 amino acids. The transcript has 6 exons.